UACCGCGUGCAGCCGCCGCCCGCGGGCAGGCAGUCAGGAUGAGGACGCGGUGGGCGACGCCUCGCGGCGCGGCUCGGUUCGUGCUACUGCCGCUGCUCUGCUGUUUGGGGUUUGCCGAGCCUCUGGGCCGCUCAGGCCAUGAUCCAUUCACCAUCGUCAAUGAAAAUACAGGCAAGUGCAUCAAGCCACUGUAUGACUGGAUAGUAGCAACAAACUGUGAUGGAAGUAGAGACACAUUAUGGAAGUGGGUGUCACAGCAUCGGCUCUUCCAUUUGGAAUCCCAGAAGUGCCUUGGCCUAGAUCUUUCCAAAUCCAAGGAUUCCUUAGGGAUGUUCAGCUGUGAUUCCAGCACCACGCUGUGGUGGAAGUGUGACCACCAGUCUCUCUACAGUGCUGCGCAGUACAGGCUGGCUCUGCAGGGUGGAUAUGCUGUAGCCAACACAAAUACAUCGGAUGCCUGGAGGAAGGGAGAUUCCAAGGAGAGCCUCUGUGACCAGCCUUACCAUGAAAUAUAUACCAGAGAUGGGAACUCCUAUGGGAGACCUUGUGAAUUUCCAUUCUUAAUGGAUGGAAUAUGGUAUCAUGACUGUGUCCUUGAUGAAGAUCACAGUGGGCCAUGGUGUGCCACCACCUUCAAUUAUGCAUAUGAUCAAAAGUGGGGCAUCUGCUUAAAACCAGAAAAUGGCUGUGAAGGUAAUUGGGAAAAGAAUGAGCAGAUUGGAAGUUGUUAUCAAUUUAAUACUCAGACAGCUCUUUCCUGGAAAGAAGCUUAUGUUUCAUGUCAGAAUCAAGGAGCUGAUCUACUGAGCAUCAACAGUGCUGCUGAAUUAACUUACCUCACAGGAAAAGAAGACAUUGCUAGAAUCGUCUGGCUUGGAUUAAAUCAGUUGUACUCUACUAGAGGCUGGGAAUGGUCAGACCACAGGCCACUGAACUUUCUCAACUGGAAUCUAGAUAUGCCCAGCAAAUCUGUGAUUGGUGGGUCAAGUUGUGCAGGAAUGGAUGCUGAGUCUGGGCUAUGGAAGAGCAUUUCCUGUGAAGCUCAACUGCCCUAUGUCUGCAAAAAACCACUAAACGCUACGGUGGAGCUCACAGAUAUUUGGACAUAUUCAGAUACCCGCUGCGAUGCAGGCUGGCUGCCAAAUAAUGGGUUUUGCUAUCUGCUGGCAAAGGAAAGCAUCUCCUGGGAUGAGGCACAUAUGAAAUGCAAAGCCUUCCAUGGUGACCUAAUCAGCAUUCAUUCCUUAGCAGAUGUGGAGGUGGUUGUCACAAAACUUCAUAGUGGGGAUGUCAAAGAAGAGAUAUGGACAGGCCUUAAGAACAUAAAUAUGCCAACUUUGUUCCAGUGGUCAGAUGAUUCUGAAGUUACUCUGACAUACUGGAAUGAGAAUGAGCCACAGGUUCCCUUCAACAAGACUCCCAACUGUGUUUCCUAUUUAGGAAAGCUAGGUCAGUGGAAAGUCCAGUCAUGUGAAGAGAAACUCAAAUAUGUUUGUAAAAAAAAAGGAGAAAAAAUGAAUGAUACCAGGUCUGACAAGAUGUGUCCUGCAGGUGAGGGCUGGAAGAGACAUGGAGAAUCCUGUUACAAGAUAUACAUGGAUGAGGUCCCUUUUGGAACAAAUUGCAAUCUGACUAUCACCAGCAGAUUUGAGCAAGAAUAUCUGAAUGAUAUGAUGAAAAAGUAUGCUAAAUCUCUUAGUAAAUAUUUCUGGACUGGCCUGAGAGAUGUAGAUUCCCGUGGAGAGUAUAGUUGGGCAACUGUUGGUGGAAUAAAACAGGCUAUAACCUUUUCCAACUGGAAUUUUCUUGAGCCAGCAUCUCCGGGUGGGUGUGUGGCUAUGUCUACUGGAAAGUCUCUAGGCAAAUGGGAGGUAAAGGACUGCAGAAACUUCAGAGCACUCUCAAUUUGCAAGAAAAUAAGUGCACCCUUGGAGCCUGAGGAACCAGCCCCCAAGCCUGAUGACCCCUGUCCUGAAGGCUGGCAGAGUUUCCCCACCAGUCUUUCUUGUUACAAGGUAUUCCAUAUAGAAAGAAUUGUGAGAAAGAGGAGCUGGGAAGAGGCUGAAAGAUUCUGCCAAGCGCUCGGAGCACACCUACCAAGCUUCAGUCAUACAAAUGAAAUAAAAGAAUUUCUUCACUUAUUACGCGAACAGUUCAGUGACCAGCGUUGGCUGUGGGUAGGUUUGAAUAAAAGAAGCCCAGAUUUGCAAGGAUCCUGGGAAUGGAGUGAUCAUACACCAGUAUCUACUGUUACCAUAGAAAAUGAGUUUCAGCAGGAUUACGACAUCAGAGACUGUGCUGCAGUGAAGGUAACACCUAGGCCAUGGCGAAGAGGCUGGCAUUUUCACAGUGACAGGGAAGUUAUCUAUUUGUGGCCCUUUGCUUGUGAUACAAAACUGGAAUGGGUAUGCCAGAUUCCAAAAGGCAGCACUCCUAAAACACCAGAAUGGUAUAAUCCAGAGCGUGCUGGAAUUCAUGGGCCUCCCAUUAUAAUUGAAGGAAGUGAAUACUGGUUUGUUGCUGAUCCUCACUUAAACUAUGAAGAAGCCGUCCUAUAUUGUGCCAGCAAUUACAGCUUUCUUGCUACUAUAACAUCGUUUACGGGACUAAAAGCCAUCAAAAACAAAAUAGCUAAUAUAUCUGGUGCUGAGCAGAAGUGGUGGGUGAAAACUAAUGAUCAACCAAUAGAUCGAUUCUUCAUGUACGCACAGCAUCCAUGGCACCGCUUUCCUGUGACCUUGGGGGAGGAAUGCCUGCACAUGUCUGCCAAAACUUGGUUCAUGGAUUUAAAUAAACCAGCAGACUGUAGUACCAAGUUGCCCUUUGUGUGUGAAAAGUACAAUGUAUCUUCAUUAGAGAAAUACAGUUCAGAUUCUGCAGCUAAAGUACAGUGUUCUGGAAGCUGGAUUCCUUUUCAGAAUAAGUGUUUUUUAAAGAUCAGCGCCAAGUCUCUUACAUUUUCUCAAGCGAGCACCCUCUGCCACUCCUAUGGUGGUACUCUUCCAUCAGUGUUGAGCCAGAGUGAACAAGACUUUAUUACAUCCUUGCUCCCGGAGAUGGAAGCUAACUUAUGGAUUGGUCUGCGCUGGACUGCCUAUGAAAGAAUAAACAAAUGGACAGAUAACAGAGCACUAACAUACAGCAACUUUCACCCACUGCUGGUUGGUCGGAGGCUAAAUAUACCAACAAAUUUCUUUGAGGAAGAGUCCCUCUACCACUGUGCUCUGCUGCUCAACCUUCACAAGUCACCUUUCACCGGGACUUGGAAUUUCACUUCCUGCGCUGAAAGCCACUUUGUGUCUCUCUGUCAGAAAUACUCAGAUUUUGAAGAUAGACAGCUCUUGCAGAAUGUUUCAGAAACUGUAAAGUAUCAAAAUAACCUGUACAAAAUAAUCCCAAAGACAUUCAGUUGGCAUGAGGCUCUACAGGAGUGUGAGAGAGAGCGCAUGCACCUCGUGAGCAUCACAGACCCUUACCAACAGGCCUUCCUCUCCGUGCAGGCCGCCCGGCGGAACUACUCCCUUUGGAUCGGCCUCUCCAGUCAAGAUGAUGAGCUCAGCUUCAGUUGGUCAGAUGGGAAGCAUCUUCAUUUUAGUCGCUGGGCUGAAAACAACCAGCAACUUGAAGACUGUGUAAUAUUAGACACGGAUGGAUUCUGGAAAACAGCUGAUUGCAAUGAUAACCAAUCAGGGGCUAUUUGCUACUACCCAGGAAAUGAGACUGAAAAAGAGAUCAAACCAGUUAAGAGUGUCAAAUGUCCAUCUCCUGUUCUAAACACCCCAUGGAUAGCAUUUCAGAACUCCUGCUACAUUUUCAUGAUAACAAAGAAUAGACAUACAGUAGCAACCCAAGACGAAGUCCACUCUAAAUGCCAGGAACUAAAUUCAAAAGCACAUAUUCUGAGUAUUCGAGAUGAAAAGGAAAAUGACUUUGUUCUUGAGCAGCUUCUAUACUUCAGUUACAUGGCUUCUUGGGUCAUGCUAGGAAUAACUUAUGAAAAUAGCUCUCUGAUGUGGCUUGAUAAGACUUCACUGUCCUAUACACACUGGAGAGCAGGAAGACCAACAGUAAAAAAUGGGAAGUUUUUGGCUGGCUUGAGUACUGAUGGUUUCUGGGAUAUCCAACCGUUUAAUGUUAUUGAAGAAACACUUUAUUUUCAUCAGCACAGCAUUAUUUCCUGUAAAAUCGAAAUGGUUGACUAUAAGGAAGAAUAUAAUACCACACUGCCACAGCUUAUUCCAUAUAAAGAUGGCAUUUAUAAUGUUAUUCAGAAAAAAGUUACAUGGUAUGAAGCAUUAAACCUGUGUUCUCAAAGUGGAGGACAUCUGGCCAGUGUUCAUGACCUACAAGACCAGCUCUUUCUGGAAGAUAUCGUAAAACGUGAUGGAUUCCCACUAUGGGUUGGCCUCUCGAGUCAUGAUGGAAGAGAAUUAAGUUUUGAAUGGUCUGAUGGCAGUGCUCUUGACUAUAUUCCAUGGAAAAACCAAACAUCUCCUGGAAAUUGUGUAUUCUUGGAUCCAAAGGGGCUUUGGCAGCAUGAAAAAUGUCACUCAGAUAAGGAUGGUGCUAUUUGUUACAAACCUACAAAAUCUAAAGCACUAUCCCCUCUUACAUACUCGUUAAGAUGUCCAGAGGCAAAAGACAACAGGUCACAGUGGAUCCAGUAUGCUGAUCACUGCUACGUAGCUGACCAGGCAUUGCACAGUUUUUCAGAGGCCAAAGAGUUAUGUCUACAACUUGAUCAUUCUGCCACUAUUGUCACCAUAGAGAAUGAAAAUGAGAAUAAAUUCGUGAGCAGACUGAUGAGGGAAAAUAAUAAUAUUACCAUGAGAGUUUGGCUUGGAUUAUUACAACACUCUGGUGAUCAGUCUUGGAGUUGGCUAGAUGGAACAGAAGCAACAUUUGUCAAAUGGGAAAAUAAAAGUAAAAAUGUUGAUGGGAAAUGUAGCAUUUUAUUAGCUUCAAAUGAAAGUUGGAGAAAAGUUGAAUGUUUACAUGGCUACAGUAGAGUCCUCUGCAAAGCUCCUCUGGGCCCUGAUUAUAGAGGAAUGGUCAUCACGUUUGUGGUAUUGAGCAUCUUAGCAUUCAUCACUGGGCUGAUCUGGUUCCUGUGCCAGAAAAACCGGCUCCAUUUGGCAAGUUUCUCAUCUGUGCGGUAUGAACAAGGGAUAAAUGAGGAUGAAAUCAUGCUCCCUUCUUUCUACGAGUAAAUUCUUGCACUACUGUGUUAGAAAAAUGAGCCACUUAAAAGUUUCCUUAUGUCAGUAUCUGUUCUGUUCCAAGGUAGAAGCCUCAAGUACCUGGUCAGUUGUUUAGUUGCUUAUGCUGAUACACACAAUUAAUUCUCCACUAAAUGUCAUGUUUAUAAUUGCACUCAAGAGAAUGGAGAGGACUCAGCUACAAUUGAAGUCACAUUGUAGGAUAAUAUGUCAAACUUAUGUGAAUUUUCUCUACAAGAAUGUGAUUUGGAUCUACAGUAAAAAUAUAUUUAUUGACAUUUUAACACAA
Messenger RNA from Dipodomys spectabilis (banner-tailed kangaroo rat), 5508 nucleotides. It is a transcript of the gene Ly75, whose product is annotated as lymphocyte antigen 75. Lineage: Eukaryota; Metazoa; Chordata; Mammalia; Rodentia; Heteromyidae. The coding region runs from base 39 to 5210 and encodes 1723 amino acids. The transcript has 35 exons. Gene Ontology annotation, molecular function: signaling receptor activity. The record is from RefSeq and is a predicted model, not a curated record.